AAAAACCAUUACCUAUUUUCAAAAAAAAAAGUCAGGUCCAAAAACAGAGUAUACACACUUCUUUGGGUAGGAAAUACAAGCCUGUCACCAAGCACACCUUUCAAAAGCAUUUUCUCUCUCCAUCCUACUUUCUCUUCUUGGUUUAUUUCAAGGACUAGCCCAGUAGGUUAGUGAUCCAAGCGAAAAUGCUGGAUGCAGAGGAAUAUUCUCAGGUCUUUGCAGAGUCUUUUAGCAGCAUAAAUGAAAUCACGACAACAAAGACGAAGAAGAAUAAGAACAAGAGGAGGUUCAGCGAUGAACAAAUCAGAUCACUGGAAUUGAUGUUUGAAAAUGAAUCCAGGCUUGAGCCUCCGAAGAAGUUGCAGCUGGCCAAAGAGUUGGGAUUGCAGCCAAGGCAGGUUGCAAUAUGGUUCCAGAAUAAGAGAGCUAGAUGGAAGUCAAAGCAGCUCGAACGAGAUUACAGCAUACUACAAGCCAAUUACAACAGCCUAACAUCACAGUUUGAAAUUCUAAAGAAAGAAAAGCAGGCUUUACUGAUUCAGAUGCAGAAGAUGAAAGAUAUGCUGCAGAGACCAAAAGAAGAAAGCCAGCAUUCUGGAGAAUGUGUGGCCAUCAACAGCAUCGACAAUGAAUCAGAGAAUGGAGAAACUGCUAAGUGUGAAUCUAAUGUGCAGCCUAGCAUAUCAAUGGAAAGAUCAGAAGAUGUAUUAGGAGUACUGUCAGAUGAUGAUAGUGCCAUGAAGGGCAACUAUUUUGGACUGGAGGGCGAGCCCAUUCUAAUAAACACGAUAGAACCUGCUGAUGGUGGUUUGACAUCUACAGAGGAUUGGGGCAAUUUUGAGACUGAUAAUCUCUUCCAGCAGUCAUGCAGUAGCUACCUGUGGUGGGAUUUCUGGUGUUGAACAUAAUGAGGACAGAGAAGCAUGAAGGACAUUAUGGAGUGUAGAGACACGAACGUUUCAGUUUUUAAUGAACUUAGAAAAUGUAGAUUAAUGUAAUAGUAGUCACUGCUGGCUUCGGCCAGCAACUACCAUGGAGUUCAGGCAGGUGGAAAGCCCCAAGUUCCUUUGUUUAUAAUGGUGGACGUGAAAAGGGAUAAGUGGAUGUUUUGUUUCUAUGUGAGAGGUUGGAGAGAGUUAGAUUGAAUAAGUAUCCAGCACUGAUGCAGGUUCUCAUUUGAUUAGAAUCUUAAAGGAGUUGGAAACAUGUUCAAAUGCAACUAAUCCUGAUUAAUUGUCUA
This is a messenger RNA of Rubroshorea leprosula, 1240 nucleotides long. The record is from the annotation of a GenBank genome assembly. NCBI's taxonomy places the organism in Eukaryota, Viridiplantae, Streptophyta, Magnoliopsida, Malvales, Dipterocarpaceae.